Messenger RNA from Eleginops maclovinus (Patagonian blennie), 4256 nucleotides. RefSeq names its product arf-GAP with GTPase, ANK repeat and PH domain-containing protein 1-like. The record is from RefSeq and is a predicted model, not a curated record. The coding region runs from base 508 to 4173 and encodes 1221 amino acids. Gene Ontology annotation, biological process: negative regulation of neuron apoptotic process; activation of GTPase activity. Gene Ontology annotation, molecular function: protein binding; GTP binding; GTPase activator activity. The transcript is spliced from 20 exons. NCBI's taxonomy places the organism in Eukaryota, Metazoa, Chordata, Actinopteri, Perciformes, Eleginopidae. Gene Ontology annotation, cellular component: nucleus.
GUGACCAAGAGGAGCUGCUCUCCAGAGGAGGGAUACAGGCAUAAGGAAGCAUUGCUUGGGCUGCGUAAAUCUGGCUACUACAUCCCUCUUUCUUUUUUUUCUACAAUUCUUCUGGAGACAUAACAACAGAUGUUUUUCAGCAUCUCGCAGUGACCCUCACACCGUGCAUACAUAAUUUUAUGCAUGACAUUGUCGUAUGGAGGCUCCAGCUGCCAGACGCUUCGUGACAAGUGAAUGAUUUCCAUUUAUAUGUUUUUGCAUCCUGUUCCUUUUCACCAGUUUUUUUUCCCCGUAUCAGCUGGAGCUCAUUUCUUGUUAGCCCUUUGAUGUGCCGUUUGAUAUGAAUGGUAAUCUGAUGGCAAGACACAUUCUUCAUCAAAUCGAAUGUAUGAGGAACUGUUCAAUGGAUAUUCUUCAGCAAAAAUGAAGGCUUGUCCAGGUUGCCAUGACUGAGGUGUGCAGGUCUGGUUAAUUGCAAUUGCCACUGCGCUGAAGUCUGCUGUCCCAAUGAGCAAGGCCGCCAACCCACAGAAACGCACCACCUACCUCAUCUCCCUCACUCUGGUGAAGGUUGAGGCUGUGCCAGAGGAUGUAGAAGGGAACCAGAGAGAGGCUCUCCCAGAGGGGGAAGGGAGCCCUAGGAGAGAGGAGGAGGAGGAGGAGGAGGUGAGCAAUGCCCCUGAAAGGGAGGAAGAACCUGUAUGCAUACAAGUGGGGGAAGAGGAGAGCACACAGGGGGGAGAAGAGGUAGAACAGGUGCAGCUUGGCAAGUAUGGCAGUCCCAUUGAGAACUGGGGAAAGCUGGAGAGGAGGGAACCUCAGAAAGACUUUGUAUCAGUCGGUAAAAGCAGAGACACUUCUUUUGUACAUCCACCUGUUAGGCAAAUGGUCAAAGUUUAUGGAGGGACUACCUCUGAGGGAACAGUGCGCAGAGAGGGUCCCCGCUCAGACGCCAUGCGCCCUAAAACUGAACUCUACAGAGAGCCCCCAAAUCUGUUCCUGAAGGGUGAAAAUGGAGCAGAACUCAGCAGUCGCUCUCGUUGCAGCCUCCCUUUUUCCAUCCCACCGCAGGUCGGCCAGCGUCCUGAAGUCCUGAUGCGGUCACAUGCAGGAGGCAACUCUGCAGGGUGGAGGGAACUCAGAGAAGCCAACACAGGCCUGUAUCACUCUGCUAGGACUUUGGAUCGGAGAGAUAACCGGUUCGGGGACCAGUCUCCUUUAAUGGCAACUACAACUCUUGGGCCUUACAGGGCGUCCUGGGCUGACAGCGACGGCAGGGGCACGCUCAUCCGCCCCGGAGCUCCUGUCAGCGGAGGGUUUUCAGGCAUCAUGAACAGGGACAGUCCUCAGGGGGAGAGGUUUAAAACAGUCUCUGUUUCCCUGCCUGCACCUGUAGCCCCCGACAUGUCCAGGCCUCAAAGGAAAGCUCCGAGUCGCACCCUGGACAACAGCGACUUGCACUCCCCCUCUGAGGACCUGAAGAAGGGGAAGGAGGGCCAGGGAGGAACUAUCCAGCGCGCUCCUCCGAAAGACCGAAAGAUGCUCAAGUUCAUAAGUGGCAUUUUCACCAAAAGUACAGCGGCAGCCAGCGUCAGCACCACCCCCCCUCUCUAUCCAGCUGUAGAGAGGGGCUCCAGUGAGGAGGAAGCUGCAUGCACCAGCAGUCAAGAAUGGACCAUGAGCCAAACUAUACAAGAGCUUCACCUGGGUGUUUUGGGAGGUCUGUGCAGUGGGAAGUCUGCUCUUGUCCACAGACAUAUGACUGGCAGCUACCUGCAGAUGGAGAACACUGAGGGGCGCCAGUGCAUUAAGGACGUCCUGGUAGAUGGACAGAGCCACUUGAUGAUUAUCAGAGAAGAGACGGAACUCCCGGAUGCUCAGUUUGCAUGUUGGGUGGAUGCAGUAAUCUUGGUCUUCAGUUUGGAAAAUGAGGCCAGCUUCCAGGAAGUUUACAGAAUCUACCACCAGCUCGCUGUGCACCGGCCAGUUUCUGAGAUAGCUUUCAUCGUAGUCGGUACUCAGGAUAAAAUCAGCAGCACCAAUCCCAGAGUAAUCGAUGAUGCCAGGGCCAGACAGCUGUGCUCUGAUGUGCGGCGCUGCACGUACUAUGAAACCUGUGCGACGUACGGCCUCAAUGUCAACAGAGUCUUCACUGAUGCUGCUCAGAAGAUCAUGGCAGCUAAGAAGCAAGCUGCUCUCCUGGCUUCUUGUAAAUCUCUCCCUAACUCUCCCAGUCACUCUGGAGGCUCCACCCCAGUGUCGGGGGUCUUCCCAGGACAGGCCAGUAAUGGUGGUCAGAGCAGUGACUACUCCUCGUCGCUUCCCUCCACUCCUGUGAUCAGUCAUAAAGAGAUUGGCAAAACUUUGAGAGGUGAAAAGCAGGACAGUGCCACGCCUGGAUCAGUCCGCAGUGCCACUCGGAGACGCACCCCCAGAUUUGCGGGUCGGAGAGGCAGUGACUCAAACAGGAGGAGUGCAGACUGUAAGGGAGAUCUGGGCAGUGGACGCUUCAUUCCCAUCAAACAGGGCAUCUUGCUGAAGCGCAGCGGGAACUCGCUCAACAAAGAGUGGAAGAAGAAGUAUGUCACGCUGUCCAACGAUGGCAUACUGUCCUAUCACUCCAGUGUCAAUGACUACAUGCUGAAUGCCCCCGGGAAGGAGAUGGACCUGCUGCGUGUCACAGUGAAGGUGCCAGGGAAACGACCGCCUCGUGCUGUACCCGCCGGGGGCCUUCCAGUCGGGCUCAAUGGACGCGUCAAAGAUGUGCCAGGACCUGACGGUGUCAGCCCAGUCCCUGUAAGCGCCAGCAGCCUCCUGCAAGUGGAGGAAAUGGAAGGUCUUGGUGGUGCACUGUUCCUGAGGAGCAACAGAGGCGUGCAGCGGUGUCCCUCCACACUAUCUAACAACGCACAAAGUAUUGACUCUGCAAUUGAGGGUGUGUCCAGCUCCUCCUCCACUAAAGACGUCGGCUCCUCGUCCCCGCUGACGGACAGGAAGAAGCAUCGCAGGAAGAAGAGCAUGAACCAGAAAGGAGACGCCACCAUUGGCCCAGCAGAUGCCAAGCGCAAAAUGUGGAAACUGAAAAGCUUUGGUAGCUUAAGAAACGUAAGCAAGACAGAUGAGGAUAACUUUGACUUCCUCAUUGUAUCGAGCACCGGCCAAACGUGGCACUUUGAAGCUCAGAGUGUGGAGGAGAGGGACUCCUGGGUCCAAGCCAUUGAGAGUCAGAUCCUGGCAAGCCUGCAGCUGUGUGAGAGCAGCAAAAAUAAGGCUCGCAGGAACAGCCUGAGUGAAGCAGUGGUUCUGCAGGCAAUCCGCAAUGCAAAAGGGAACAACUUCUGUGUGGACUGUGAUGCUCCAAAUCCAACCUGGGCAAGUCUGAAUCUGGGCGCUCUCAUAUGCAUCGAGUGUUCAGGGAUCCACAGAAACUUGGGGACCCACCUGUCGCGUGUUCGCUCAUUGGAUCUUGAUGAUCUUCCACGAGAGCUCACGCUGGUUCUCAGUGCCAUCGGCAACCACAUGGUCAACAGUAUUUGGGAGGCGCGCACGCUAGGCCGUAAACCAGCACCCGAUGCUUCACGUGAGGAGCGGGAGUCGUGGAUCAGGGCCAAAUAUGAGCAGAAACUGUUUGUGGCGCCGUUGCCCCCUCCCACUCCUGGCGAAGGCCCAGACAUCACGCUAUCUGGCCGUCUUCUGCUGGCAGUGAUGGAGCACAAUCUCCCCAAGCUGCUGCUCCUUUUGGCCCACUGCUCUAAGGAGGACAUUAACGCUCCUCUCAGCGUGGCGCUCUCCUGCAGGUCGCUGUUAGCGCUGCGGCUGCCCGGCUCUGCUCUGCACGCUGCAUGUCAGCAGGCUGAUGUGGUGAUGACGCAGCUCCUUGUUUGGUAUGGCUUUGAUGUUCGGUACCGGGAUGCUCAGGGGCAGACCGCUCUGGUUCUGGCUCGCAGUGCUGGCAGCCAGGAGUGUGUCGACAUUUUACUGCAGCACGGAUGCCCAAAUGAACCGGCCGCCUCCUUCCCUGUCGCCACGACAGUUGGUUUUACAGCAGCUGCCACACCCAGCUUCCCUGUUGCCAUGACGCCGAGCCUGACGGUUGCUACGACACUCAAGAUCUCACACAAGAGCAGCGGUGCCAGCUUGAGUUACAGCACCUCUAGAAGAGCAGUGUCGUAAACUGUGUGGUGUGUGUGUCUGUGUGUCUCUGUGUGUGUGUGUGUGUGUGUGUGUGUGUGUGUGUGUGUGUGUGUGUGUGUGUG